Thrips palmi is the source of this 1124-nucleotide messenger RNA. RefSeq names its product potassium voltage-gated channel protein Shal (gene Shal). The transcript has a single exon. Lineage: Eukaryota; Metazoa; Arthropoda; Insecta; Thysanoptera; Thripidae. Gene Ontology annotation, biological process: potassium ion transmembrane transport; protein homooligomerization. Gene Ontology annotation, molecular function: protein binding; A-type (transient outward) potassium channel activity. The record is from RefSeq and is a predicted model, not a curated record. The coding region runs from base 6 to 1124 and encodes 372 amino acids. Gene Ontology annotation, cellular component: membrane; voltage-gated potassium channel complex.
UGAGCAUGGCCUCGGUCGCGGCGUGGCUGCCGUUCGCCCGCGCGGCGGCCAUCGGGUGGGUGCCCAUCGCCACGCACCCCCUGCCGCCGCCGCCGAUCCCCAAGGACCGGCGGAAAGCCGACGACGAGAAGCUGCUCAUCAACGUGUCGGGGAGACGCUUCGAGACAUGGCGCAACACGCUGGAGAAGUACCCCGACACGCUGCUCGGCUCCAACGAGCGCGAGUUCUUCUACGACGAGGAGUGCAAGGAGUACUUCUUCGACCGGGACCCGGACAUCUUCCGGCACAUCCUCAACUACUACCGCACGGGCAAGCUGCACUACCCCAAGCACGAGUGCCUGACCAGCUACGACGAGGAGCUGGCCUUCUUCGGCAUCCUGCCCGACGUCAUCGGCGACUGCUGCUACGAGGACUACCGGGACCGCAAGCGGGAGAACGCCGAGCGCCUCAUGGACGACAAGCUGUCGGAGAACGGCGACCAGAACCUGCCGCAGCUCACCAACAUCCGGCAGAAGAUGUGGCGGGCCUUCGAGAACCCGCACACCUCCACGGCGGCGCUCGUCUUCUACUACGUGACGGGCUUCUUCAUCGCCGUGUCCGUCAUGGCCAACGUGGUGGAGACGGUGCCGUGCGGCCACCGGCCGGGCCGCGCGGGCACGCUGCCCUGCGGCGAGCGCUACAAGAUCGUCUUCUUCUGCCUGGACACGGCCUGCGUCAUGAUCUUCACUGCCGAGUACCUGCUGCGACUGUUCGCCGCGCCGGACCGCGUCAAGUUCGUGGGCUCCGUCAUGAGCAUCAUCGACGUGGUCGCCAUCCUGCCCUACUACAUCGGCCUCGGCAUCACGGACAAUGACGAUGUGUCGGGCGCCUUCGUCACCCUCAGGGUGUUCCGAGUGUUCCGAAUUUUCAAAUUCUCCCGCCACUCGCAGGGGUUGCGGAUUCUCGGCUACACACUCAAGUCGUGCGCGUCCGAGCUGGGCUUCCUGGUCUUCUCGCUCGCCAUGGCCAUCAUCAUCUUCGCCACCGUCAUGUUCUACGCCGAGAAGAACGUGGACGGCACCAACUUCACUUCCAUUCCCGCCGCCUUCUGGUACACCAUCGUCACCAUGACAACGCUUGGGUGA